GUUUGUGUUUUUUUAUAUUUGCCGUUAUUUUCUAUUUUUAGAAAAUAACCAAAACAAGUACAAAAAAUGCCAUUGUUUUUAAUUUGGCAUAUAUUAGGAAAUCAACAAAAAAAACAUAAAAAAUCAAUUAAGCAUUAAAGUGCUUUGAAGUUUUUGAAGCCAAGUCGUUGGAGGUUUGUUUACAAAAAACAAUAAACAAAUAGCGAGACCAAUAACAACAACAGCAAGUGUUAGUACUCGAGGAGAGCAAUAGCAAAAUCCAAUUCAAAGAGAGUUGCUGCCAAAUAUGCUAAACAAGAGAGGGCUUUUUACUGGAGUGUUGGGGAAUAAGCUCGAGAGUCUGUGGCAAUGGACCGCGCAUAGUGUACAUGGAAAAAAAACAUGCGACUCUAAAUCGCUUUAGACACACCAGUCAGUCUUCCAUUUGAGUUGGGUGACGACGACAACACAAACAAGAAAGCAACAAACCUCAGUGCGAGACGCGCGAACAGCAGAGAAACGCGCACUGCUGCUGGCUGGACAUGAGAAAACCCCCAACGAGUGAAACCACAAACGUUCGCUCUGUGUCUGAAGCGUUCAAAGGCAGUUGGAUGAAUGAAAGCGUGUUUUCGAAAAACCCAAAAAACAAGUUGAGAUUUCAAUUGCAGCCAUCCCUGCAAAACACAAAGAGAGAGCGUAAACGAGAAAGCUUAUGAAGGCAAGAGAAAAAACCAAAUAAACAAAAAGAGAUUUUCAAUAAAACUAAAGAGAAAGAGUGUUUAGUGCAAAGAAAAAGCUUUGAUCCCCCACCCCCCCACCCCCUCUCAAAAGCAUAUGUCAACAAUGUUUGUAAAGAGCCAAAGAAAGUUAUGCGAAUGAGGCGCAUGCGUGCAUACCUCAAGUGUGUUGUUCAACGAAUUUCUUGUAACCAAGGCUUGGGGGAUGCUGGUCAAGCAUUUUAGUGCCCACAGCAAGUCACACAACUUAAUAAGAAUAGGCCUUAGCAAGUGUUGAAGUGUAUACAAAUGUGCGUGUGUGUGAGUGUGCGUGUGCAAGGAGGUCUUUGCUAAUGGCAGUGCAGCUCAUCUUCAGAGUGUAUGAAUCAAAUCGAAAACCAUUUGAAGGGCAAGGCCAACAACAAUUCUUAAUGAAACAAGAGACAUCAAUCGACUGAUAAGAAAAACAAAAACAAAAACCUCAGAAAGAGAGAAUAUUUAAUUAUGAAUGAUAUAUUUCCCAAGUGCUAUCAAUCAAAGAUUCAAGUCUGCAUAUCUUAAAGACCCAUAGAGAAGCAAAAAAAAUUUGUUUUUUUUUUGUUUUUUGAAAACAUUGAAUAACAUUUUGAAAUAUUUGUUGGCUGGCUGAAUCGCAUGCAGCGCAGCGAGAGAAAAUCCAAAACAAGUUCGAUAAAUGGCCACUGAUUAACAUAUUCAAAUGACUUACAUACCAAGAUAGAAAGUGACCCCAGAUAAUUGGAUGCGAUCGUAAACGAAACAAAAAAAUGUCCAAUGUUUUAUUAACAUAAUUUUUAUGAAAAUAACAUUUUAUUAGGAAAGUUUUACGGCGCUACUAGCAAUUCAAACAAAAGCAAAAGUCCCCCCAAACUGGCGGGCUUAUUACCGGGCGCAUUGGAUUAUGGUUGUUGACAAUCAUAACACAAAGAAACUGAAACUGAAGCAGCAGCAGCAACACCAAAAAAAAAGAAAGAGACACACAACAACAACAAAUCGAAAAAAACAGUUUCAAUUUCUUCGGUCUUUCACCCAAACGACAGGCGCCUGUGUAUGGUCAGGUUUCAUUUGAGAAAACAUUCGAGGCCGAUAGCAAGAGUGAGCGCACCAUCAAAUUCGGUCAUCUUUUAAGUAACAUUACAAAGUCUGGCAUUAGCAAGGUCGUACGUUCUGUGAAAUUCUAAGAAGCUAAGAAAAAAAAAAAGAAACCAAAAACAAACCACAUUUUCAUUCAAACAUUCUUAAGAAAAACAAAACAAAACUUGGAAAAAAAACAAUUCAAGCACACCUUUUAAAGCUCUAGGUUCGCAAUGAAACCAUUUAUAGGCUUACUUUUAAUCGUCUUUGCCUUGGCCAAUGGCCAUACUGAUGGCCAUCCCAGUACUAGCACCAGUGCAAGUGUGCCACGACAUUCAAAUAUUCCCCACCAUCAUACAAUGCAAACCAUCAACAUCAAGGACAUCAACAACAUUGCAGUACCCACAGCCCCCACAACCACCAGCACCACUAGCACCAGCAGCAGCACCAGCAGCAGCGAUAGCAGUAGUAGUAAUAGCGAAAAUAAUACCAAAAAUGUAUUUAAUAACGAUAGUGUUAAUAGCUUCAUUGUAACGCCCAUGCCAACAACAUCUGCAUCUGCAUCAGAAUCACCAGCAUCAGCAUCAGCACCAGCAUUGGGUUCUGCAUCUCCAGCUGCAUCUGCAAUUAAAGUGGCGGCGGCCCCCACAUUGACUAAAGCUGCACAAAAAUCCUCUUCAUCCCCAUCCAUUAAAGCCGGAUCAGCUGAUAUACCCAUCACCAUACCAACAUCAUCGACUUUACGCGAUAAACGAGACACCAAUUUCGGGUUGGAUCAGUCAGAGAUAGCAAGGCAAAAUCAAAUUACCCAACAGCUAUUGUCCAGCUAUUUGGAAAGACGUCUAUUUCCCAAUAUUGGCGUAACACAGAAGAUACCCACAAUUGCGGAGAUUUUGCCCAAGGUGGCGAGUUCCACCACCUCCACAACCACCACUACCACAAGCAGGCCCAAAUCUAAAUCUUUGAGAAGACCAAGGCCCAGGGGCUUUUCAGUUUCCUCCUCUUCCCUGAAAAGAGGCAGCUCCAGCUCUAGCUCCAGUCCACGAAAAACCUCCAGUGGCAGUGUUAGCACUAGGAAAACUCCCAAUUCUCUGCAGGAACUUUUGAAGUUGCGUCGUAAGCAAAAUGAAAAACCAAACGAAGAGGAUUAUGAGGAGGAUGCCGAACAAGAUGCUGACGAAGACGCCGAACAAGACGGUGACUAUGAGAGUGGUGAAACCGAUGAGGAUGACAAUGCCAACAAUAGGACCAUUAACUAUGGUCAUCGCCAUCAACAUCAUUAUCACAGCUAUCGCGAUGAAUUGGACGAAGAGGAUGAGUACAGGGCCAGAUCCCGUUAUCGUCCUCAUCAUCGCUAUCGCCAUCAUCAUGGCUACCAUCGCCACCACUAUGACGAUGACAUUGACCAGGAUGGCCAGGAAGCCUUACAGAGUGUAGAGUCUGAGCAGCAUGAUCACUACUACAAGACAAAGGGUGAUAUCUUUGCCAGAGAUCCAAGUGAGAACGAGAUCGAUAGCGAUUGUCCACAUUGUGUCGAUGAGACGCAGUACAUGAACAAAUGGACAAUGCCUCUGCUUAAGCUUGGCGAAAAACGCUAUUAUCUUGGCAUCUUCUUCAAGGCAAAUUGGUUUAAGGCCACACAAUAUUGUCGUUACCAUGGCAUGCAUUUGGCAAGCAUAUCAUCACAGGAAGAGAAUGAUAGACUGGAAAAGCAUAUCAAAGAUUUUGGUUUGGGCAACGAACACUUCUGGAUAUCUGGCACCGAUUUAGCCGAUGAGGGUAACUUCUUUUGGAUGUCAACCGGUCGACCCAUAACCUUUACCAAUUGGAAUGCGGGCGAGCCAAAUAAUUUCCGCUAUGAAAAUGGCGAGGAGGAGAAUUGCAUGGAGCUAUGGAAUCGUGAUGGCAAAGGCUUGAAAUGGAACGACUCACCCUGUAGUUUUGAGACAUAUUUUGUGUGUGAGGUACAGCCCUGAGUAAUGCCCAAACGGAGGAAGAUCAAACCCGCAGGACCAACAGCAUUAUCUAAAAGAUAGAAUAAACAAUUUUUUAGUGAUCGAACGACGUGUAUGAAACGCAACGCAACGCAAGUGAAUGCAUUCAUUUUAGAAAACCAACAAAUUUUGUAAACCGAAACAAUUUCUUACAUACAUAUCAUGCCCUCUACCACACACACACACACACACACACACUCUCUCUCCGCCUCUCCCCAUAUCAGCAACUCAUAUCAACUCACUGCGAUUAUUUGUCAAUUAAGAUAAGUUCACACAUAGCUCUCUCUCUCUCUCUCUCUCACACACACACACACACUCUGUCAUUCAUUUAGUUAAGAAAAUUAUGCUUAAAUGUUUAAGACUUUUGUUUCGAUUAUUCUUAAAGAUUUUGUAGUUAGUUAAGUGGUAUGAAAUUGCAUAGAGAAAACGAGAAUUGAAUUCAUUCAUACAUCACCCACACCAACACCCACACCCACACGACCCUGCACCACCCGCAACCAAGCAACCCAACACAACCGACAUUCUGUUAAUCGUAACUCUUAACAAACAAGUAUAGUUAGUCCAUCCCCCCUUGGGAGGGGAUGGCAUAUAAAAGCAAAGUAUCUUUACAAUUUAUCAUUAUUCUCUCUAUUCUUAGCCCUAAGUAAGUUGUGUGUGUUUUCAUGUACUCGUAUGAGAACAAAGUUACAAAUGUAUGUCUUUAGUCUGUAUUUUAUUUAGUUGUAAUUAUUUAUCUAUAUACACAAUACGAAAAAAAUGUUCAAAAAUUGAUAUUGUUUAAAAUUUGAGAAAUAAAAUAUAUUUAAGCUAUGUAAAACACAA
Stomoxys calcitrans (stable fly) is the source of this 4603-nucleotide messenger RNA. RefSeq lists its product as uncharacterized. Lineage: Eukaryota; Metazoa; Arthropoda; Insecta; Diptera; Muscidae. The transcript has 5 exons. Gene Ontology annotation, cellular component: external side of plasma membrane. The record is from RefSeq and is a predicted model, not a curated record. Bases 2021 to 3763 code for a protein of 580 amino acids. Gene Ontology annotation, biological process: biological process involved in interspecies interaction between organisms. Gene Ontology annotation, molecular function: carbohydrate binding.